ACGAUGAAAGCACUGCUCAUUGCGAUUCUUUUGUUUCUUUUGGUUUCUUUGGUUCUGUCAGAAGUCUUUGAUGGGGAGUAAGAAACCAGUUCUACACUGCAGACUCACAACUUUCGAAUCAAAAUUUGUGUAAAAAAUUAUUUUUUCCGGUUAAAAAAAAGGUUGUACGAUUGCGCAAAUAUGUCUAGCUAUAGAAGAUUGUACCGAGUAGAGCGCCUGAUGAAUCUGCUAAAGGCGAACCGCGGAAUGACCAGUACAGGAAGGCAACCGAUCUUCGAUGUGGAGACCAGAAAGGACUUUGAGCAGCGUGUGAUUAAGAGCGACCGACCGGUGGUGGUGGACUUCCAUGCCAGCUGGUGCUGUCCUUGCAAGGCUCUUAACCCUCGGCUGGAGAACAUUGUUUCGGAGCAAGGGGGCCGCGUGAAAUUGGCCCGUGUCGAUAUUGAUGAGCACGGAGAGCUGGCCCUGGACUACAACGUGGGAUCCGUUCCAUCCUUGGUGGUCAUCAGCAACGGCAAGGUGGUCAACCGAAUGGUGGGCCUCCAGACCAGCGAGUACAUCCGCAAGUGGCUCCACAAGGCGGUGCCCAAUCAGAAAUCCGAGGACUCGGAGAACUAGCUCAGCAUGUCAAUCGGUUGUGACAACAUGUACUUUGUAGGCUUGCUAAAAAUUUGAUUAAACCAUGUUCCCCGGCAA
Messenger RNA from Drosophila ficusphila, 696 nucleotides. RefSeq names its product thioredoxin, mitochondrial. The transcript has 3 exons. The record is from RefSeq and is a predicted model, not a curated record. Lineage: Eukaryota; Metazoa; Arthropoda; Insecta; Diptera; Drosophilidae. Bases 181 to 618 code for a protein of 145 amino acids. Gene Ontology annotation, biological process: cell redox homeostasis. Gene Ontology annotation, molecular function: protein-disulfide reductase activity. Gene Ontology annotation, cellular component: mitochondrion.